AUGAGCAGCAAGAAACACAAUGCCACCCAAGCUUCUCCCUCUCAACCUCAACCUCCAAAUACCGUCGACGAUGAAGUAAUCCACGCCACGAAUGAAUUCCAAAAAGGGAACCACAGAGAAGCCUUGAAUCUUGCCGAGGCUAUCCUUCUCCGCCACCCAAACUCCGCCGUCGCUCACGGCUUCCGCUGCUUCUGCCACUUGAAAAUCGUCCUUUCAGUCAGAAACAACUCUUCCGACGCUCACCUCAGCCUCGCCGAAACGCUCGAACAUGUCAAGGUUUCUGUCGACUCGUCCAAGCGAGCCGCGGAGUUAUGCCCCGACUCCCUCUACUUCCGGUCAUACCAUGUCAACGCACUCUUCGACUUAGCUGAUUACGACAACGCCAAUGCCGGGUUUGAACCCGUGAUCGAAGCAUGUGAUGCCGCUUUAGCCAUCGAAGACCCCAUCCUCAUGGAAGGUACCAUCUUCAAAUGUGAAGAGCGGGCCAGAGAGUCUCAAAUUCAAGAACUCAGAACUAUACUCGGAGCCUUCAAACUAAUUAGCAAGUCUAUCAUAGACGCUACGUACAUGAAAAAUAUAAAGAAUGAGAUUCAAGAAGUGCAAGACAGAAAGGACGAGAUCGAAAAGAGUGCUAUUAUGGCCAGAAAGAACUUCGAAAGAAAGCUCAAGAACCCCAAGAAAGACACGGUGGAGACACGAGUCAAGGCCUAUUGGAACAACACGAUGAGUACGGAGCUAAAGAAGGAUUUGUUGAGGAUUCGGAUCGAAGACCUGAAACUGCAUUUUGUGAAGAAUGAAUCACCGGAGGCUGUGGCUGUGGCGGAGGAGGUGAUGCAGGCCGUGGAGUACGUGAAGGUCUCACAGAAUUGGAAGUUUUCGACGUGUUGUUGUUGCGGAGAGAGGAUUCUCGACAUGGAAGGGUUCGCAGAGCACAUGAAGCGUGUGCAUUUAAGGACUUUAUCCAAUGAGUUACGAAUAUUGGUCCAGCCUGAAAUUGUAAUUGAUUUGGUCGAGACCUUUGAAUCAAGAGUAUGGAAACCCGUGGACGUGGUUGCCGCGAAGAAAAUGAUGGAAUAUUUGUCAAGAAAUAAGCAUGGAGAUGAGGACCUACACGAGUCUAAAUUUUUCGUGAACCAGAAAGUUUGGCCUUUUUGCAAAAAUAGCAGGCGUGGUGCGGUCAUUGAUAAAAUUCAAGCAAGGUUACAUGUGUUCUUGAAGAUUAGAUGUUUUGCUUGGAAUCAUUUUCGGGCGUUUAUGUACUUGAUUAUGCAAAUGCUGGAGAAGAAAAUUCCGGAACAGCUGCUUAAGGAACAUCGCAUGGACCAGACGCUGCUCUCGGUGUGCCUCCUUGACACCUCAGAGCUUAGCUUUGUGUUCGAGUUCUUGGAUGAACUCGUUAAUACUUGCGGGUUACGGAGGAUCUACAAGAGUGUUGUUGAUAAGGAUGUGGUUAGAGGUGAGCCUUGUGAUGCUAAUCUUGAGAAGAUUGUUUUUAAUGAGGACUUCUCUUGUGUAGUUUUCGACAAGAGAAUGUUGCGUGGAGAACUUGUUGUGACGAAUGAUGGAGCAGCUGUUACUUCUAAUGCUGAUGAGGAAAUCGAAUUAAACGAUAAUGAAUGUAAAGACGCUUUUGUAGAUUGGUUAUUAGAGGGAAGUACUAAUAUUGGGGAGCAAUUAAAGCAGUGGACAAGUUUGAGAGAAACUAGUAUUAGUCAGGGGAAAGAGUUUUUCAAGAUUUAUGAGGCUGAAUUGGAACGUAUACAGAACAUUUGUGAGAUAAAAGUACAGUAUUUGAGAGACCUUAAUGUAUGUGAGAAUCUGGACAGUAUAUGUGUUGAAGAAGAUAAGAGAAGAGAAGAUUCUGGGUACAAAACAGUGAGUUAUGAGUAUCUCUUGUUAGAGCGGCGAAGACAGAUUGAGAGGACAAAUGGUGAUAUUUUCGAGUUGGCUGUCAUAUGGAUUGUUUUGAGAGGAAAUCAUGAGGACAAUAAAAUAAAAUUAGGGAUCAAGAAGCUGAUUUAUGAGAUAGUUAUAAAGCUUUACAAAUUUGAUGCUAUAAUCAGGACGACUGCUAUUGCUAUGGAGCAGACACGGGAGAAAAUUGUUACGAUAGCUGCUGAUGAUCACCGAUUGAUUAUGGUGCCCCUGCUGAAGUCAUUCAUGCGGGCUCGCCUGGAAGAACUGGCCAAUGAAGAUGCAGAAGAGAAGUCUAAGGCUGCAAGAGAAGCUUCAUUAUCAGAACUUGAUCCUGAUGACAAGAAGGACACUAACAAAGAAGGUGGUGAUGCAAGACAAGGACAGAGAAAAUCGAAGGUAACUGGAAGUAGCGAGGAGCAGCGUGAAAAUGUUUCUAUUCCUUCCUCUUCACACUUCGUUCUUAUGGGUGCUAUUGGAAAGGAAUCUAUGGCUAGGAGUUCUUCACAGAUGGUCGCUAAGUCCAAGCGAUCUCAAGAUGAUGCUACGCCUGCUCAACGGGAGGAGACAGAGUUUCAUGCCACAGAGGAUGCUGCCUAUGCUCGCCGUCCCUCUUCAUCUGCUCCAUCUUCUUCUUCCUCUUCUGGAGUUGAGUCUACCUUAGCUACCAUCCUUGAUCAGCUCCAGCUCAUUCGUGAUGAUCUUGGAGAAAUUCGAGAUACUCAGGCUGCUCAUGAGCAUGAGUCAUUGGAUGCUCCUUCAGCUAGUGGUGAUGAUAAUGAUGAUGCUUCUAGCUCUUCCAACGAUGAUGAGAUGACUACCUCACCAUGA
This is a messenger RNA of Quercus robur (English oak), 2745 nucleotides long. RefSeq lists its product as uncharacterized. Bases 1 to 2745 code for a protein of 914 amino acids. The record is from RefSeq and is a predicted model, not a curated record. NCBI's taxonomy places the organism in Eukaryota, Viridiplantae, Streptophyta, Magnoliopsida, Fagales, Fagaceae. Gene Ontology annotation, molecular function: protein binding. The transcript has 5 exons.